UUUAGUUUUAAAUUAUAUCUUAUUUUACUUAAAAAUCUAAAAGGCUAAUGUUUUAUCGAUUCUCUCUCUCGUUUUUCUAUCGAUUUUAAGUGUGUAGCGAAUUCAAUAUGGCUUCAUUGAAGAUCAGAAAUUCAAAUCAUCUGAAAAGUAGUUUGACUACACAAAUAUAACUACAAUAAUACGAUAUGAGGUUAUGAUACAAGAUUAAUAGUAGUGACUAAAAUUUUGACUAUUUUUUAAAAAUACCGAACUUCUAAUGCUGAGAUAUGGCCCGUUCCUCAGUAUCAGCACAAUGUGACUUAAUUGCAUCAUACAUGGAUGGAGUACAUGUUAAAAUUGCAGAGGCCUAUAAACCUCCAAGAAAAAUAUGUUUACCAGCUGCAUAUAAUAAUAAACUACCGGAUGUAUCCAAAUUAACUUAUGAUUUCAAUUUGGAACGAUCAGUACUUGAGAAGAUGACAGAAUGGCGUAAUGUUAGGCAAGUAAAUAACAAAGCGCGGCAUGCACGAUUAGAUGAGAAAAGGAAGAAACAAAAAACUGAAUUUUCGCCUCCACCGCCACCUCCAUUGCCUGAUACUACAAAGCCUAUAAAUGCACCUGUGCCUGAAACAACAAUUCUUACUCCACAGCCUUUAUCUCCACCUGCCAAUGAUCUUCAAGAUCAUGUGAAAGCAAAUGGUCUUGACUAUGCUGAUUUUGAUAAUGAUACAAGCAGUCCAUUUGAUAAUAUGGAAUUAAAAACAAUUAACGAAAUGGAAGAACUUGCUCAGGUAUUACAGCCUACAUCUCAAUGGAUACCACCAGCAAAAUUAGAGAGUUUAUUGAAUGAUUUAAGUGUUAAUGAUAAGUCGAAAAUUCAUGCACAAGAAAAAAAUGAUAAUGUCAAAAAUGAAACGAUUGACCAAGAACAAGUUAAUGAACAAGAGAAUGUCAAACAUCGUAGUGUAUCUGCGAUUGUACAAGAACUUCAAAGAGAUUUAAAAAGACCACUCAUGGAGGAUUGGAAACCUUGGCCAAAUUUAGAAAGUCCCGACACUAGCACUCAUGAAACAUUAAAGCAAGAAGAACCUAUGGUAACAAAUCAAGUUGCUAUUAUGAAUUUAUUAUUGGAUUUAACAGAGGAAGAUAAAAAAUUAGCUCGGCAUUUGAGCGAUAUGGGAUUUCCUUUAUCGAGAGCUGCCCGUGCUAUACGCGAAUUAGGUGGUCAAGAUAAUAAAAAGAUUGUAGAAUAUUUAUUGGCUGUGCAAGCUUUAGAAGAAAUUGGAAUUUCCGGAGAAGAUGCUGAAAAAGCUCUUGCUCUUACAGAAUACAAUCAAGAAAAAGCCAAAGUUUAUUAUGAAAAUCUAUGUGUCUUACGAGAUUUAGGUUUCCCUGAAGAAAAGGCAUCUACUGCACUUUUAAAAUGUAAUAUCGACCGCGAUAGAGCUUUAGAUUUCCUAAUAGCGUAAAUAUAGAAUUUUAUAAAAAAUUAUUAUUAGAA
Messenger RNA from Bombus pyrosoma, 1480 nucleotides. RefSeq lists its product as uncharacterized. Bases 267 to 1448 code for a protein of 393 amino acids. Gene Ontology annotation, biological process: ubiquitin-dependent protein catabolic process via the multivesicular body sorting pathway. The transcript is spliced from 5 exons. Lineage: Eukaryota; Metazoa; Arthropoda; Insecta; Hymenoptera; Apidae. Gene Ontology annotation, cellular component: ESCRT I complex. The record is from RefSeq and is a predicted model, not a curated record. Gene Ontology annotation, molecular function: ubiquitin binding.